Molecule: messenger RNA, 570 nt
Organism: Rhizophagus irregularis DAOM 181602=DAOM 197198
Lineage: Eukaryota; Fungi; Glomeromycota; Glomeromycetes; Glomerales; Glomeraceae
Source: RefSeq, a predicted model, not a curated record
AUGAUAGAGAAAUAUCAAAAUAAUAAAAAUAAUAAUAACAGUCAAAAUUUAGAUGAAAUUUUAUCAAAUGAUGAAAUCCAAGGAGAUAUACUAGAGGAAUUUAAAGAAAUACCUGAUAGUGAAUCUGCAAAUACAAUUGAAAUCAAUGAAAAUGGGUCAAAAAAAAACUUAUAUAUUUCAAAUCCAAUUGAAAUAAAAGAACCAGUUUUAUUAUUUUUGAAUAGACUCAGCAAGUCAUUAGAAAAAUAUUGGUCAGUCUCUUCUGAUGUUGGCUUUCUUACUACUCUAUUAGAUUUGCACUCCAAAAAAUUAAUAUAUUUUGGUCAAACUGAAAAGCAAAGGGCUACUACUUUACUUACAGAAAGAUAUGAGAUAUAUAAUUUGCAAAAAAAAACUUUCAUUGGGAAAGAUGAAAAAAAUGAUGAAAAUGAAGAUAUUAUGCUUGAUUUAGAUAAAUCCUUAAUGGAUAGUAUCUUUGGCGAGAAAGAAAAUAAAGAUGAUGGUGAUGAAAAUAAAGUUAAAGAAUAUUUAAAACUCAAGCUAGUUAGAAAUAUUAAUCCUUUAUCUUGA